UUAUUAAAAGUGGUAAACAAUUUCUUUCCCUUUGCUUACUAAUAUGUUUGCAAAUCUUUGAUACGUUUGCUACUCUUAUUAAGUGAUUAUUUCUUUACUUUUCUAUUUCAACAUCAAUAUAUCUAACAACAAUAAUCAACUCAUUCUUUCAGAUACGGAUCAUCAAAACUGUGCUCGAAAGAACGAUCUUGAUCAACCUGUUUUUACAAUUAAAACUGAGGGGCCACCUCAUGACAUUCGCUAUAAAGCUAUUGUUGUUAUUGAUGGGAAAUCAUUUGAAAGCCCAACAUCUUUCAACACUAUAAAAGAGGCAGAGCAGGCUGCUGCAAAAUUUGUUGGCAUGUUUCAGAAGGUAAAUCAACUGUGUUUGAAGUUGUCGAACUUAUUCAAGUUUACUUUUAUGCUUGUGUUUUAUCCACAUUAAAAAUAAUUAUAACUGAAUUUUGAUCUAUCCUACUUAUUCAGGAUGAACCUUGUCCAUCCAAGAGCCUACUUCAGGAGUUAUCAGAGAGAGAAGGUUUUUCCAAACCAACAUAUAAAACUACACAAAUUGGUCCUCCUCAUAUGCCAACUUUUUUCUCAACUGUGGAAGUAGAGGGCAUCGGAUUUCAUGGAAAGGCAUCUAAAUCCAAAAACAAGGCAGAAGAAGAUGCCGCAAAGAUUGCUUACAUCACCUUAAAAGAGUGUAAGUUCAUUCACUUGGUUCGGCAUUCAUGUUUAAGAAUCACUUUGAGGGAGAAUUUUGGUAUAACCAAACAAGUUUGGCCACUAUUAUACGUCGAAAAGAAGACAUACCUUCAAUUUGAAAUGUUUGUAAUUAUGCUUAUUAACAUUUAUGUCAUGCACAGGUGGAAGUCAUACGUAUGCUGAUUUAUCUUCCUCGAUUGGAGAAAAACAAGCAGUAAAAUCAACUCAUGAAUCACACAUUGUUAAAUCUAAACCGAAACUCAAACCUGUCCCUGAAGAUGAACUUUUGUAUGACGAGAUAUUACCUACUGAUUUCCAAGUUAACAAUGGCAUACAAAAUGAAUCUUUACCACUUCCACCUAACAAAAAAAUGAAGAUCAGCAAGGCAAAGACGCCCAAUACAAACAGUUACAUGCUUGGUAACAAGCUUAAGGUGUAUACAAGUUUUCCAGAUAUUGUGUUCCCCGAGGGGAUUACAGUUGUGCCGAUUGGUGAAGAUAAAUGGAUUGCAGCGAGCCUUGAAUUUCCAAAAUGACUAGCACUUUUGAUUCUUGUGAAAAGUUUCAUAUAUGACUUUUCUUUCAAGUAUUCGAAAACAUGAUGUUAAAAGUAUGUUGCUACUUGACUUCAAGUAAAACUUUAGAUGAUUUAGAUUUUUGCAUGUUUAAAUUCAAUUUCAAGCAAGACAGAAAUGGUUCUAGUAAAAAGAUAGAAUGGAUUUUGAUAUUCUAGAUAUUCUAAAAAAGAAUUUGACUUUAUCUAUAGCCAAGGUACAGGAGUCAAGAUCCUCUCCAUUUAUUUCCCUCU
Molecule: messenger RNA, 1494 nt
Organism: Medicago truncatula (barrel medic)
Lineage: Eukaryota; Viridiplantae; Streptophyta; Magnoliopsida; Fabales; Fabaceae
Exons: 2
Coding region: 836-1222 (128 amino acids)
Source: RefSeq, a predicted model, not a curated record